Molecule: messenger RNA, 963 nt
Organism: Cajanus cajan (pigeon pea)
Lineage: Eukaryota; Viridiplantae; Streptophyta; Magnoliopsida; Fabales; Fabaceae
Product: transcription factor PRE5
Biological process (GO): regulation of DNA-templated transcription; regulation of growth
Molecular function (GO): protein dimerization activity
Source: RefSeq, a predicted model, not a curated record
UCUAGGUCAUUGUCUUUGGUAUUGUUAUUGUACCCUCUCUGAUCUCUUUCUCUUUCUUUAUUUCUUUCUUUCUCCACCCCUCACUCUUCCUUUGUGUGGUCCUUUUGUUUUUCCUUCUCUUUAUAUCUCUCUUAUCACUUUCUCCAUUUUUGCAUACCUAGCUUGCAUCCCAACACUGCUAUAAUCAUAGCCUUUCUCUCCCUCCUUCUCCAUAUUAUAUAGCCUCUCUUUUAUUUGUUACUUUCCAAAACCAAAACCCAUUUUCGUUGCUUUCUUUAUUCCCUCACUUCUCCACCCCCAUCCCCAUCUUCUUUUAAUUUGUUUAAUUUGCACACUCACUCUCCUUAGUUUGCAUAGUAAACUCAACUGAAGCUAUAACAUCAAGAUUACUAUAGAAAAUUAAUUGCACCAAUUAAGCUCUACCUAGCUAGGGAAAUGUCUAGCAGAAGGUCCAGGCAGCAAUCUUCGUCAACAAGGAUCUCUGAUGACCAAAUCAUCGACCUUGUUUCCAAGUUGCGCCAACUUGUUCCUGAGAUUCGUGAUAGGCGUUCUGAUAAGGUAUCAGCAUCCAAGGUCCUACAAGAGACCUGUAACUACAUCAGAAGCUUACACAGAGAAGUGGAUGAUUUGAGCGAACGACUGUCUCAGUUGUUGGCCACAAUUGAUGCUGAUAGUCCUGAAGCUGCUAUCAUUAGGAGCCUAAUUAACUAAUAUUAAUGAGCGAGUAAUAAUCUAAUUUAUUUCCUAUGUUCAAGGAGAUAUAUAAGAGUGUAUUUCUUCAUCUUAAUUAAUUAAUUAGGUGGCAUAGAGUGCAGUUUGAGGUGCCUCCUUCCAAUAUAGUAUAUGGCAGGAAUGGUGCACUUGUAAGUUAAAGGUUUUGUAAUAAAGAUUAUUAAGGACUUUGUACUAUGGUUAUAGUGCUAUAUAUUAAUAUAUGCAUGCCACAUUUAUAGAUGGCCAAAA